CUCUAAAACCUCUUAUCCUUCAGGCAUUUAAUUUAAUUUAAUUUAAUUGCUAGUAAAUGCUCAAAUGCUCAGCCUCUUCUACAAUAGAUUCGCGUGUCAAUUUCUUUUGGGAACAUCUCAUACUUGCAACAUGGUAGGAGUGAGUAGAACUGCCAAAUGCAUGUCGCCUGAAACAUAUCCUUUACUGUGAGUACUCGGUAGUACUUGGUCUGCACUAAUGCGUGGUACGAGAAAUUAAAACUCGUCGACGCAUGCUUUAAUUAUAGGCCUUUUUAGUUUGAUUCGUUGUCCUUUUAUCAUGUUCGGUACAAGUUUGUGUUUUGGUAACAUGGAGGAUGACUCGUUGUCCUUUUUAUCAAACCGAGAUUGUUUUGAUGAGAUGCAUGCUGGUGGGGGGCUUUGUCACCUUUUUCCCUAUAAAAAAGAAUGGAAGAUGAGCAGUAGAAUCAGCAGGUUUCUCGUGCACUAGUUUUAGUGUAGCUCUGGCCUUGUUCCUUUUAUUAUCUGUCUAUGAGACGUUUCCCUUUUUCCUAUUGAAGUAGAGCUCAACCACGAAAAAAUUGGCAUAUGGCCAAUACCAAAUAGUUGAGAACUAUGACUUCUUUGUUGUUACUAUUUUAUUCUUUGGUCAUGGCUGGUGAUAAAGUUGUACCAACGAACGAUGAGUCUCUCGGACUUAGAACUGUGCAUUCUGGCUGAACCGGGGACAAAAAAAAAAAGGGUAGAAGAAAAAGAUGUUGCAGUGCAUGAGGCUCUUGCUGAGAUCUAGGGAGGGAUCAAUUGAGGAUGGAAGUUUAACUUGUGGAUACUCUAGCUUCAGGGGACAAAGAGUCAGCAUGGAGGACUACUGUGAUCUAAAAUCAACUAAAAUUGAUGGGCAUACAGUUCAUCUUUUUGGAAUAUUUGAUGGACAUGGUGGUUCACAUGCUGCUGAAUAUUUGAAGGAACACUUAUUUGAGAACCUCACGAGGCACCCACAAUUCAUGUCGGACACAAAACUUGCAUUAAGUGAAACAUAUAAAAAAACUGAUUCAGACUUUUUAGCUGCUGAAAGCAAUACUUCCAGAGAUGAUGGUUCUACAGCUUCUACAGCUGUUUUGAUUGGCAAGCACUUAUAUGUAGCUAAUGUUGGAGAUUCACGUGCUGUAAUAUCAAAAACAGGCAAAGCAAUUCCUCUCUCCAAUGAUCACAAGCCAAACAGAAGUGAUGAGCGCAAGAGGAUUGAGGAUGCUGGAGGUGUUGUCACGUGGACUGGCACUUGGAGAGUUGGAGGCAUAUUGGCGAUGUCACGAGCAUUUGGUAACCGCCUUUUGAAACAAUUUGUUGUGGCAGAGCCUGAGAUUCAGGAGCAAGUGGUGGAUGAAGAAUUGGAAAUUCUGGUGUUGGCUAGUGACGGGCUGUGGGAUGUGGUAGCAAAUGAGGAUGCUGUCUCACUUGUGAGAGUGGAAGAGGAACCCGAGGCUGCUGCUCGGAAGUUGACGGAGACCGCCUUCUCGCGCGGCAGCGCAGACAACAUUACAUGCAUCGUGGUCAGAUUCCACCACGACAAGUUUGACGUAGAUCAGUCUCCUUCUCCUCCUCCCAACAGCUAUUCAGGCUUGACGUCUUGAAGUAGUCUUCCCAUCCAUAUAUAUAUAUAUGUAUCGUUGGCUUGGUGGUGUGUACAACAUAACCUGCUCUUCGCGUGUUCCUCGAUCUCCCCUGUCAGCGGUCUAUUGGCUGAUAAUUCCUCUUCAUUUAUUUAUUUAUUUAUUUUCCAAGUUAUAGGAAAUCCCCAAAGAAGAGCGUUCUGUUCCUGUUUCAAUCUGCUCCGAAUGGUAUAACACAAUUUUAGAUUCACGACUCGGAAUGGAUAUGGAUUGUUUGUCGAUGUGGCCAUCACAUAUACAUCACAAGCAUUCUGACUUAAAAUUUUAGAUAAA
Messenger RNA from Musa acuminata subsp. malaccensis (wild Malaysian banana), 1922 nucleotides. NCBI's taxonomy places the organism in Eukaryota, Viridiplantae, Streptophyta, Magnoliopsida, Zingiberales, Musaceae. The record is from RefSeq and is a predicted model, not a curated record.